Zophobas morio is the source of this 1592-nucleotide messenger RNA. Its product is annotated as arrestin domain-containing protein 3-like. Bases 326 to 1432 code for a protein of 368 amino acids. NCBI's taxonomy places the organism in Eukaryota, Metazoa, Arthropoda, Insecta, Coleoptera, Tenebrionidae. The transcript has 7 exons. Gene Ontology annotation, cellular component: cytoplasm. The record is from RefSeq and is a predicted model, not a curated record. Gene Ontology annotation, biological process: protein transport.
GGGGGUCCCAACUGUCCUUUUGUUAAAGAAGGCAUGCAUUGUUUUUAAACUUAUCCAUUCAUCUAUCUUCGAAACUUUUAAGCCGUCCUAUUUUGAGCAGUAAUUUCGAGCCACUCCGGCCCUGUCGAAACCAACCCGAUCCGCCCACUCAGCGUCGGUGUUCAAAAAUCACGCUUCGCAAAUUCUCUCCGAACUUGACUUUCCGAACUCCCAUCGAGCAUGCUCUCCCGUAUUGAUUUUCGCGAAAAACAGCUGAUUGAAAGUCGAGUGUUGUGUUGAAAACAGGGUACAUAUUUUCUCGCCAAGUCAACUCCAGAAUGUCGUAAUGGAUUAUAUCCGCGAAUUCGACAUAAAACUAGACAAGGAGUACUACUAUGCCGGCGAAAACAUCAACGGUCUCGUCAUCCUCGACACUGUGGAGAACUUCAAGCUGCGAACCAUCAGGGUCCUCCUGCGCGGAAAAGCCCAUGCGGAGUGGAAGGUGCUGUUGUCGGGGGACCGAAGAACGGUGAAAGACGACCAGUACUUCAUCGACGAGAGGCAGGUGAUUUGGGGCGAGAAGAACCUAGAGACCACGAUCCCGAUUUUGCCCAGAGGAGUGCACAGGUUUCCUUUCCGGUUCUCCCUUCCAGAGUCGAGUCUUCCGUGUUCCUUCGAGAGUAAACCGUGCUGCAUAAGGUACUACUUUAAGGUCACUAUUGACAUCCCGUAUGCGAGUCCGCCGCAAGGGAUGAAAUAUUUUACUGUGAUUGGACCCCACAUCGACUGCAUGGAUGAGCAGUACUUGAAACCAGUCGUCUACGAAGACCGAAAAAGUACCUGCUGCUGGUGCUGCAAAAAAGGCACCGUCAGCCUCCGCUGCGUUCUCGAACGCUCGGCCUACGUCUGCAAAGAAAGCGUAAAGCUAAAAGCGACAAUCGACAAUCAAAGCGAAGACGAAGUAAAACUGCGAGUCCGGCUGGAACAGUGCUGCGAGUUCUUCAUCGACCGAGGAGUUCUGGGCGUGAGCAAGGACCUGAAGCACCUCGUCUUCGAAUACAGAGGGAGCAACGUCAAGCCGCACUCUCGCAGCAAAUGGGACAGUUCCAAUAGCCUUGUUUUACCUCCGAUGCCUACAACACUUGUUGGAAUUUGUAGAUUAGUACAAAUCUAUUAUGUGCUUUCAGUAAGUCUAGACAGUGAUAAAGACGUAGACGUUGUCCAAGUCAAUUUCCCGAUUACUAUAGCGACUGUACCUUUCCGGAUACCGAACACGAACACCUCACCUACAAUACGAUACGAACAUGCGUGUUCCCAUGUCGAAGGCGGUCAAUACAUCGGACCAGAAUUCCUCCUUGGACAAGUCUACGAUGGAAAUGAACACCACAUUAGGGAGCCUAUUGUACUGUACAAACCUUUAUAUGUAACAGUAGAUAAGUCUGAAACAAACUGAGUAAGGCAAUAAGUAUUCUAUUCAUAAAGGCAGGGUAUAUAAUAUCACUUAUUUGGUUUAAUAUCACCUCAAGACUGAUGACAGGAAUAUUCGUAGUCAAUUUGUAUUCAUUUUUGUACCCUGAGAACAAAAAAAAAAAAAACUAGUGUGUAACACGAAU